GUUCUGUAUGCUCUAGAGUAGCGGGGCAAUAAAUACCAAGCUACUCUAAUCGGUCAACUUUACAAACUGUUAGGAGCAGUAAUCUUCUAAUUUAAACAUGCAAUUACUGGUGUGUUGCUUAAAGUAUAUUUUGUGGCUGCUUAUGUGGCGGUACUAAUAAGCAGUGAUAUUACCUGCAGAGUUUAAGUGACCUAAACUCUUUGCCUUAAGUAGACCUAGUAAUCCAUAUAGAGACAUACACUCCUAGGUAGGUCCUUGUGCUUUUCCCCUCUUUUUCUUUCUAUCUACUUGACAGCACUUGAGAUUACUAAAAAUGUAUCUCCUUAAAGCAGUAUAUUUUAUUAGCUUCUUCAGGACUAUUUCUGCCCAGGGGACUCUAACGAUUAAUACACCAUCGAACGCUUUCGGAGAACCACUCUUGGUGACUUGGAUAGGCGGCACCCCACCCUACUUUCUUUCUAUCUUGCCAGGAAAUCAACCUUCAGCAGCUGCUCUCCAAGAUUUCGGGCAGGUAACAGGCAAUUCGCUUAUCUGGACUGUUAAUUUUGCCCCGGGAAUUUCACUAUCUUUUACUUUAAGAGAUUCAACCGGCGCCACUGCUCAAUCAGCUCCAUUUACUAUCAUGGGUUCUCCAGACACCACAUCAAUCACGACCUCUAACUCUGGUCCUCUGGCUACCACACUGAUCACAACCUCUGACUCGGUUGGCAACAACUUCACUAUAACCGGAGUGAUCCUCACAUCAGGUACCAGCAGGACCACUGUCCCUUGUCGCACUGUUAUCACAACAGAUAGUGCAGGAAUAACGGUAACUAGGACUGAAACAGGCUCAUCCGUCGUACGUUUUUCCACUUCUUUACUGAAACCGAUCACUAACAAGAUGUGAGC
This is a messenger RNA of Fusarium redolens, 888 nucleotides long. RefSeq lists its product as uncharacterized. The transcript is spliced from 3 exons. The coding region runs from base 314 to 886 and encodes 190 amino acids. Lineage: Eukaryota; Fungi; Ascomycota; Sordariomycetes; Hypocreales; Nectriaceae. The record is from RefSeq and is a predicted model, not a curated record.